This is a messenger RNA of Papaver somniferum (opium poppy), 1716 nucleotides long. RefSeq names its product purine permease 3-like. NCBI's taxonomy places the organism in Eukaryota, Viridiplantae, Streptophyta, Magnoliopsida, Ranunculales, Papaveraceae. Gene Ontology annotation, cellular component: membrane. The transcript has 2 exons. The coding region runs from base 355 to 1503 and encodes 382 amino acids. The record is from RefSeq and is a predicted model, not a curated record. Gene Ontology annotation, molecular function: purine nucleoside transmembrane transporter activity.
CCAGACAUGCUAAGAGCAUCUCCACCGGAAAUGUGCUAUGCUUUCUACUUGGAAGACAUCAUAUAUCCCUCUUGGCAAACCACUGAAACAAGAGGAUGAAGUGGAACCACAUGCCGUUGAGAUGAUCUAAAUGUAUGCCAUUGUCAAACUUUGAAAAUGAAAAAGGUAAUCAUACAAAAAAAAUUCAAAGUCUUUAAGGGGAUCAUACAAACAAAUUCAAAGUCUUUGAGGGGAUCUUUGCAGUUGGUGCAAUGACGCAGCUGCUCAGUAUUUAUAGCAACUGCAGCAGAAAUAUUCAAAAUAAACCAGUAGAAUCAUAGCCAAAACCUACAAUUAAGUUAAUCAUAUUUGAAUAUGGAAAACGAGAACACCAUGAAAAGAGAGGCACUAAACAGUGACAGCAGUCAUGAACAACACCAUCAACAAGAGAAAGAAACAAAGAAGAAGAAACUAGUGCUGCUGAUAGUAAAUUGCAUACUCUUAUCAGUAGGACAAGUAGGAGGUCCAAUGAUGCUAAGGCUUUACUACUUACAUGGUGGUCAAAGAAAAUGGUUGUCAAGUUGGUUGCAAACUUCAGCUUUUCCGAUUCUUCUCAUUCCUCUCAUGGUUUCAUGGUUUAAAUCUAAAUCCAAAUUUCAUUCUCAAUCCCAAUCAACAAAUGUUGAUCAUGUAAACCCAGGGUUUCUUCUCACACGUAAACUCUUCAUAUGGAGUGUUAUUGUGGGUAUUAUUACUGGUUUAGAUAGUUUUCUGUUUGCUGUUGGUUACAGUUAUCUACCGGUUUCAGUAGCAUCACUACUACUGGCUACUCAACUAGCUUUUACUGCUGUGUUUGCUUUGAUUCUUGUUAAGCAGAAGUUUACGCCGUAUUCCAUAAAUUCGGUCGUGUUGUUAACUCUUGGUGCUGUUAUUUUGGCUUUUCAUACUAGUAGUGAUAAACCUAUUGGUGUUUCAAAGUCUCAAUACUUCUUGGGUUUCUUUAUGACUCUUGGUGGUGCUGCGCUUCUUGGAUUUAUGCUGCCUCUGAUCGAGUUUGUGUACGCAAAUGCUUGCAAAGUUAUAACUUAUGAUUUAGUGAUGCAAAUGCAGUUUUUAGUUUCUUUGUUCGCUACGGUUUUUAGCACAAUUGGGAUGUUGAUCAAUAAGGACUUUCAGGCGAUAAGCAGAGAAGCCAACGAGUAUGGACUUGGAGAAACAAAGUAUUACAUGGUGUUAGUAUUUACAAGCAUACUGAUACAAUUAUCCAUAGUAGGAUAUCUGGGUGUAAUAUUUUAUGCAACAUCUCUAUUCACCGGAAUUCUUGUGACACUUCUCAUUCCUGUUCAACAAGUCUUCGCAAUUAUUUUCUUCCAUGAGAAAUUCAGUGCAGAAAAGGGAAUGUCAUUAGCUUUAUCUAUAUGGGGUUUUGCUUCUUAUUUCUAUGGCGAAUAUAGACAAACAAAGAAGAAGAAGAAUCGGGAUAAGGUGCCUAUUAGCCAUAAAGAAAUCCCUAGUGAAGUUUAAGAGGUAUUGUUUUGCAAGAAAUUUUGAAUGUAAUUCCUAGCAAAAUAAAUAAAAUUGCACGUCUGUACUUCUAAAAUGGAAAGUGGCAUGUACAAGAUGCACAAUGAUAAAUGACCAAAAUGAAAAGGAGGUCUACACAUGAAAAUCCACUAAAUAUUUGUUUUUCCCACGGUGCAGGAAACCAAAUUUUUGGCCCCAAAGAAGGCUUUACUA